AUGGCUGUGCUCACGACAGAGUUGUUCGACUGUUUGCAGCUGCUUUUGAAGGCACCGUCGAAGGACACAGUGCGACAGCUGUGCACGGACAGUUUUUCGGCCGGAGCGUUGGAAUCACAACAGCUUACUGAGAGCACUGCAGAAAACCUGUCAGUGUCAGCCCCCGAAGCAAAGCAGCUACUAACAGCAUUGCACACACUGUCACGUCAUGUCAUGUUCCAUAAUCUGACAACACCUGAGCAGAUACUAGGGGUCUUUCCAGACACUUUCCAUUCAAACCUAAAGAACCUCAUCACCAAAAUCUUGCUGGAGAACAGCUCAACUUGGAGAAAUGAAAUUCUUGCCAAUCAAAUUUCAUUGCCUCAGCUGGUGGAGAUGGACUGGAGAGUGGAUAUGAAGACAGCUUCUGACUCUGUCAGCCGCAUGGCUGUACCAACCUGUCUAGUGCAAAUGAAGGUUCAGGACCCCCUGUGUGUUGGCAGCAGUGACUCUCUGUCCUCAGUCACCAUGGAGCUGAGCAGGGAGACUCUGGACACUAUGCUGGAUGGCCUAGGUCGUAUCCGAGACCAGCUCUCUGCAGUGGCUGGGAAAUAGACACUAACCUGCCAGUGACACAAGAAUCUCAUUCUCUCUCGCACUUCCAAAGGCCCUGUUUUGGAAAUGUUUGUCUGCCCAUUUCUGAACUGU
Chanos chanos (milkfish) is the source of this 687-nucleotide messenger RNA. RefSeq names its product COMM domain containing 9 (gene commd9). The record is from RefSeq and is a predicted model, not a curated record. Lineage: Eukaryota; Metazoa; Chordata; Actinopteri; Gonorynchiformes; Chanidae. Bases 1 to 594 code for a protein of 197 amino acids. The transcript is spliced from 6 exons.